AUUAAGUUUCGCGUGAGGCUCAAUUUCUUUUAAUCUAUUUGACCCGGUAUUCCUGAACAAGCCUUCUUCGCUUGCAGUUAGCCCCAGGCUUGACGUUACCCCGGAUGCGGUUCCCGGGCUGAGAAUGAGGAAAAUGCUGUCUACGUAAACAUGAGAGUCUUGAGGCAAGCGCACAACGGAAUGUGAACCGACCUAUCUUUAUCACACCACUCGUACUUUCCAUCUACUUCCUGUGCGGAAGCAUCACGAUCUUUGACCGUGCCUUCUUAUAUAUGGCUGGCUUCGAGCGAUAUACCGACUGUCGACAACAGCAUCGCAUCUACGAACACUAUCUCUCAGACUCGCUGUAUACAUCAUGAAGUCAGCGGCUAUUAUUCUUGCGACGCUGUCCGCGACAGUGAUAUCCUCUCCUAUUCUGACCCCAGCGCCGGAACCCACGUGCAUGCUUGCGAUCCUAAAGCAGCCGUCUUUCGAGUCAGAUUGCACAUUCCAUGCGAAGACGCGGACGAAGACAGUGUAUACGGACUGCGGCGGGUGCGGGCUCGAGACGAAGAUGCUCGGGCUGGGACUGCCCUGCCGAACCCUGACUACAAUUCCUGGCGUUGCCUAUGAGACAGUCACGUCGUGCUGCUCCGAGAAGCCCGCGCCGACUCUACCUGGACACAAAGUCACCGCGAUCCCGACUCUGCCGGGCCAUAAAGUUACGGCGCUACCUACGCCAUCGUCGUAAUUGUUGAGGCAUCUGUUUUUUUGUACCCGAAGACUGUCUGCGAUGUCCCACGUGCAUAAGCAACAACAAGGAAAGGGUAUCGGGGCGAUUUUUUACGGAGUUUGCUCUGAUCAGCAGCGAGCAGCAGCGAGUAUGGGACUUUGUGCAUGAACUGGCGCUUGGCAUGUGCGUUUUUUGACUGUGUAUAAAAUGAGGGCAAAGGGAAAGUAUAUUCUUUGGUUCCUAGGUAAUCCUGGUCGUAGGCGUGAAUAUAAGAUUCGUAUGGAGAGCCUCAG
Molecule: messenger RNA, 1005 nt
Organism: Trematosphaeria pertusa
Lineage: Eukaryota; Fungi; Ascomycota; Dothideomycetes; Pleosporales; Trematosphaeriaceae
Exons: 4
Coding region: 356-730 (124 amino acids)
Source: RefSeq, a predicted model, not a curated record